AUGGCCACGCUGUAUAUAGAUGGAUCCGUGGUGUGGCUGGGGCUGAUGCUCCUUGUCUACUGGAACCUUUUUAGGGUUUACUCGGACCUCUCAGUAACACUUCUGUGGAAUCUUAUGAUUGGCGCCGUAAAAUAUGUUGUGAGGCGCGUAUUUCGUGUAAUUGAGUGGGUCUCUGGUGUCAACGUGCAGGGCACGGGCGAAUUGGCAUCCAAUUCUCUUGACAACGCGAUGGAUGCCCGUCUUUUAUGGCCGGUGCCCGCACUUGUUGUUCUCGGCUGUUUAGCCGGAACGAAGGCGACUACCGCGUGGUGCGACGCGUUUCUUCUCGUUCUUGUCAUCAUGUGCUGGUCGUCGCGGGUGGAGUGGCAGACCGCAGCGUGGCCAGACCGGGAGUGCUGGCGCUUCCGUGCCUUUACUCUUGUCUCGGGAUGCCUCGCGCUCCUUUCCGCGGCGCUUCAGUGGUCGUUUUUUGCCACAAGCCCGCGGCCGCGCGACCCCGCAAAUGAGACGGUAUACUACACGCUCAUUCUCUGGUCGGCGACGCUGUCGAUUCAAAUUCUUCAGGCCCUCAUAUUUAUUGGACUACAUUUCCUGUACUCGGUGACAGCACUGGGGAGGCGUCAGGGUGGUUUUGACCCGAUUGAAAAGACAGGCCUUUUUGUGCGAUGCGUGGGUUCAGCCGCCUCUUUCUUAGCGGCACUUAAUUACUGCUCGGAUGGGGCCACGACGUUCAUGAAGCUGGCAGUGGUUACGCAUUUCUGCUUUAUGAUGAAUGAGGUGCUUAUAUUGCACCGCUCUAACAAUCUCCUGCGGUCUUUCCCGGAAGUGAGCCUCUCGGGAUAUUGCGUUAUCUGCCUGGAGCCCAUUAAACCACGUGAAAGGGCGCGCAAGCUGCAUUGCGGACACAUCUUCCACAGCCGCUGUCUGUAUCGGUGGCUGAUGCGGUCUGAUCAAUGCCCGACCUGCCGCCAGCCCACAGACCCCAUGCGGGAUUACAUGGUAACGUCCAUUGACUUAGCAAUGGACCACCGCCAUGGAAGGGGAAGACGGAUACAGAACAUGCAGGAUAUCGGGGUACAGACGACAUUUGAAAUUGAAUACGUUUCACGACCCUCAACGUUUCACGGCUCGAUGCGCCCGCUGUUGCGUUCCACCAACCCGACACUGGAGACGAUGCCGCUUUACAGUGUUAGCAAUAGCAGCGCGCGGGCAACCGGUGGGCGAUCGACAGUAUCGGAGAAGCCGGAACGGCCGCCAUCAACACCACCACAGCCGCAUGGGAAGGUUCAGUUUGUCGAGGCGAUUGCUCCAUGUGCGGGGCCGCCCUCGGCAGCGACAGAGUUGGAUGAGUUUGCCGACAAUCCCAUAGUGUGGGUCACGGGAAGAAAUUCCAAGCGGAAACGAAGGGUAGCUGCCGCAGAGGAAAAGGCAAAGGCGUCUGCCACGGUCGUUGAGGACAGCGGGGACGAUGACGAGGAUGGUACAGCAAUGGACACCGUGCCGCACAAGAGGGUGAAACUGGAGGAAACCGAACGUGGGAGUGUUGGAUAA
Trypanosoma cruzi is the source of this 1551-nucleotide messenger RNA. RefSeq lists its product as uncharacterized. The record is from RefSeq and is a predicted model, not a curated record. The transcript has a single exon. Bases 1 to 1551 code for a protein of 516 amino acids. NCBI's taxonomy places the organism in Eukaryota, Euglenozoa, Kinetoplastea, Trypanosomatida, Trypanosomatidae.